Euleptes europaea (tarantolino) is the source of this 934-nucleotide messenger RNA. It is a transcript of the gene CD276, whose product is annotated as CD276 molecule. The coding region runs from base 6 to 917 and encodes 303 amino acids. The record is from RefSeq and is a predicted model, not a curated record. The transcript has 7 exons. NCBI's taxonomy places the organism in Eukaryota, Metazoa, Chordata, Lepidosauria, Squamata, Sphaerodactylidae.
CCUGGAUGCUUCUGGCAUCAUCGCUGGCUGGCGCCAUGGAAAUCCAGGUCCCCGACGACCCGGUGGUCGCCCUCUUUGGCCAGGACGCCACCUUGCGCUGCGCCUUCUCCCCCGGCGCCAACUUCAGCCUGGCCGACCUCAGCCUCAUCUGGCAGCUGACGGACACCAAGCGGCUGGUGCACAAGUUUGCGGAGGGGCGGGACCAGCUGGCCAACCAGGGGCGGGGCUACGCCAACCGCACCACCCUCUUCUAUGACCAGCUGCCCCGGGGCAACGUCUCCCUUCUCCUGCGCCGCGUGCAGAUCGCCGACGAGGGGAGCUUCACCUGCUUCGUCCGAGUCCGUGACUACAGCAGCGCGGCCGUGGCGCUUCAGGUGGCAGCUCUCUACUCCAAGCCCAACCUGAGCCUGGAGCCCAACAAGAACCUGAAGCCCGGAGACCCGGUCGCCGUGACGUGCCACGCCUUUUCCGGGUACCCCGAGGCGACGGUGCUGUGGCGGGACAGCCGGGGCCACAACCUCACGGAGAACGUCACCACCUCGCAGGUGGCCAACGAGGAGGGCCUCUUUGACGUGCGGAGCGUCCUGCGGGUGGCACUGGAGCCGCAGAGCACCUACAACUGCCUAGUGAAGAACCCCCUGCUGGGGCAGGAGGCCCACACCUCCGUCACCAUCACAGGUCAGCAUCUCGUGUUUCCAGCUGUGGCGCUCUGGGUAAGCGUGGGACUGGCCGUCUGUGUCCUCGUUCUGUUGGGCGCCCUGGCCUAUGUGUGCCAGAAGAAAAUCCGGCAGAGUUGCAAAGAAGAGAAAGAGAAUGCCGGAAUAGAGGAACAAGAGGACGGAGAAGGACCCAAGACAGCUUUGCAGCCUCUGAAGAACGUGGAAAUCAAAGAAGACAUCAGGGAGGAAAUCGACUGACACAAACGGAAGGGGGU